This is a messenger RNA of Periophthalmus magnuspinnatus, 1795 nucleotides long. RefSeq names its product karyopherin alpha 2 (RAG cohort 1, importin alpha 1) (gene kpna2). The transcript is spliced from 11 exons. Bases 71 to 1642 code for a protein of 523 amino acids. The record is from RefSeq and is a predicted model, not a curated record. NCBI's taxonomy places the organism in Eukaryota, Metazoa, Chordata, Actinopteri, Gobiiformes, Gobiidae. Gene Ontology annotation, cellular component: nucleus; cytoplasm. Gene Ontology annotation, molecular function: protein binding; nuclear import signal receptor activity. Gene Ontology annotation, biological process: NLS-bearing protein import into nucleus.
UGUACGCCACUACUUUUAGCCUGAGCUCAGGAGACUCAUUACCUCAAGAUCUAAUUUUAACCUCUUCAAAAUGUCUGAGAACGCACAGCGCCUCACCCAGUUCAAGAACAAAGGCAAAGAUGUUGCAGAACUUCGCCGUAGGAGAGUAGAAGGCAGCGUGGAGCUGCGUAAAGCGAAGAAAGAUGAUCAGAUGUUCAAAAGGAGAAAUGUGGCUUCAUUUCCUGACGAGGCCACUUCUCCUCUGCAAGAAAAGAGCCAGAAUGUUCAGGCUGCCCGACAAUGGACUGUAGAAGAGAUUGUUGCCGGGGUCAAUAGUGACAACUCUGAUACCCAGCUCCAAGCCACACAAGCCGCAAGAAAGCUGCUGUCCCGCGAUCGUAACCCUCCCAUCAACCAGAUGAUCAGUGCCGGACUCAUCCCAAAGUUUGUGUCAUUCCUUGCCCUCUCUGACUGCCCUCCCAUUCAGUUUGAGGCGUCCUGGGCCCUGACCAACAUCGCCUCUGGAACAUCCGACCAAACCGCCGCUGUGGUAGAGGGAGGGGCCAUUCAAGCCUUCAUCGGCCUGAUCACCUCCCCUCACAGGCACAUCAGCGAGCAGGCCGUGUGGGCUCUGGGAAAUAUAGCCGGUGAUGGUUCAGCCCUCAGAGACCGGGUUAUCAAACACGGAGCUGUGGCCCCUCUGCUCUCUCUCUUAGCCGUUCCAGACCUCAAUGAUAUUAAUAGGGACUACCUGAGGAAUGUGACAUGGACCCUGUCGAACCUGUGCCGGAACAAGAACCCUUCUCCACCCAUCAGCGCAGUGCAGCAGAUCCUCCCCUCCCUAGUGCGCCUGCUCCACCAUGACGACAAGGAGGUGCUGGCCGAUGCCUGCUGGGCACUGUCCUACCUCACAGACGGCUCCAACGACCGCAUCGAGGUGGUGGUGCAGACAGGCAUCAUUACCCGCCUGGUCAAGCUGCUGGGCUCCGGAGAACUUACUGUCAUUACUCCCUCCUUGCGUGCCAUUGGGAACAUUGUAACAGGCACAGAUGAGCAGACCCAGUCUGUGCUGGACGCCGGAGUUCUGGCCAUGUUUCCCCAGCUGCUACGACACAACAAGGCCAAUAUCCAGAAGGAGGCGGCCUGGACCCUCUCCAACAUCACUGCAGGGAAGGACACACAGAUCCAGGAGGUCAUCAAUUCUGGUGUGGUGCCCUACCUGGUGGAGGUCCUGCACAAGGGUGACUACAAAACCCAGAAAGAGGCUGUGUGGGCUGUGACAAACUUCACCAGUGGAGGCACUAUUCAACAGGUGGUUUACCUCGUGCAAGCCAAUGUACUGGAGCCUCUGCUCAACCUUCUCUCCUCUAAGGACAGCAAAACUGUGCUGGUCAUUCUGGAUGCCAUCACCAACAUCUUCAUGGCCGGAGAAAAGAUUAACGAGUCUGACAAAUUGAGUCUAAUGAUUGAAGAGUGUGGAGGACUGGACCGGAUCGAGGCGCUGCAGUCACACGAGAAUGAGAUGGUCUACAAAGCUGCUCUGAACAUCAUAGAAAAAUACUUCUCUGGAGAGGAAGAGGAGGUACCAAACGUGGCCCCUGAAGUCACCACAGACGGUUAUGCAUUCCAGAUCAAUGAAAACCAAAGCACUUUCACCUUCUAAACUAUUCUUAAACUUGACUUCAACUCAACUCCUCAUGGCUCCUGUGCGUCUGUUUUUCAUGUCACUGUUCUUUUGUAUGUGAUGUAGAAUAAACUAUUUUAAUGUGACUGAUAAAAUGUAACUGUAAAUAAAAAAUGGAUCAUGUGUAUUAAU